Messenger RNA from Aplosporella prunicola CBS 121167, 549 nucleotides. RefSeq lists its product as uncharacterized. The annotation marks the transcript as partial. NCBI's taxonomy places the organism in Eukaryota, Fungi, Ascomycota, Dothideomycetes, Botryosphaeriales, Aplosporellaceae. The record is from RefSeq and is a predicted model, not a curated record. The transcript is spliced from 2 exons.
CGCAGCGCAAGCCGCAAAGGCGAGCCUCGGCACUAAAACACUCGCGCAGGGCUGCAUCUGCGCAAACAACAACGCCAUAGCCUGCUACAAGAAAUGCGGCGGCCCGUUCCCGACACUAAGCGACUGCACCCUCCACGUCGACCCGCGGCCCUUCCCUACUAAGACGCUCCCGCUUCAGACACUGCCUAUUCAGACGCUCCCAAUCCAGACGCUUCCAAUUCAGACGUUGUCAACUCGGACGCUCCCAAUCCAGACGCUCCCGUUUGAAACCGUCUCCAUACUUCCGCUUAUUCCAGCCGCGACGCUCCCCGUGAAGACGCUCCAGCCCGCAACACUUGCGACGCUCCCGGUGCUUACGCUCCCCGUCAUCGAUCCCGUGCAGACGCUGCCCAUCCAGCCCAUCGGGCCGCUACCGAUCCAGACAUUCGUGCCCGAUCCCGCACCAUUUGAUCCUUUCCCGGGUGCCCACUAGCUGGGCAGGAGUGCGUGAGAAUCCCGGGCGCGUCUUGCGGGCCCGAGGCCGAUUGUGGUGGCAUUUGCAUGUUCAAG